GGUGCCGCGGAGCUCGGGAACCCGCCGCCUCGGUCCUUGGUCCCCGCGCUCGGUCCUCGUUCCUCGCUCGCGCGCUCCGUGGCUGCGGCACCAGCUGGGACGGAGGCUGCGGCGGGACGCGCUCCAUGCGGCCGCUCACCAUGUCCGGGCACUUUCUGCUCGCGCCCAUCCCCGAGUCCUCCCCCUCCGACUACCCCCUGCCCAAGGACAUCAAACUGGCUGUGCUGGGCGCCGGGCGCGUGGGCAAGAGCGCAAUGAUUGUGCGCUUCCUGACCAAGAGGUUCAUCGGCGACUACGAGCCCAAUACAGGCAAGUUGUACUCGCGGCUUGUGUACGUGGAGGGAGACCAGCUGUCCCUGCAAAUCCAGGACACCCCGGGGACCUUCCAGGGCCACGAUAACCUCCCUCAGGGAAUGGACUCACUGUCCAAGUAUGUGCAGUGGGCAGAGGGCUUUCUGCUGGUCUAUUCUAUCACAGACUAUAACAGCUACCAGUCCAUCCGGCCCCUUUACCAACACAUUCGGAAGGUCCACCCGGACUCCAGAGCCCCGGUCAUCAUCGUGGGCAACAAGGGUGACCUUCUGCAUGCCCGCCAGGUGCAGACGUAUGAAGGCAUUCAAUUGGCCAACGACCUGGGCAGCCUGUUCCUGGAAAUUUCCACCAGCGAGAACUAUGAGGAUGUCUGCGAUGUGUUUCAGCAUCUCUGCAAAGAAGUGAGCAAGCUGCACAGCCUCGCCUCUGAGAGGAGGAGAGCCUCCAUUCUUCCCCGGCCGCGCUCCCCCAACAUGCAGGAUCUGAAGCGGCGCUUCAAGCAGGCUCUGACGUCCAAAAGCAAAACUCCGCCCACCCUGGGCUGAGCGCGCCUUGGUCCCUCAGACUGGACUCUCCCUUUCCCUUCCUAUUUUAUUUGUACAUUUGUUGUUGUUGUUUGGGGAUUACACCCAGGGUGCUCAGGGACUACUCCCAGCAUGUUGCCAGGUGAUGGAGGGGUCACUCCCUGAAGAGUUUAGGGAAUGCACCAUGCUGGGGUUGGAACCCAAACCCAGACUCUGGCAUGCAAAGCAUGCACUCCAACCCUUGAGCUAUCUAUCUCCCGGCCUGUGGGGGUGUCCCUUUUUAAUCAUCCAUUCAGAGUUUAUUUUUAUACAAACUUGGUUAUCAAAUGUCUGUGCAUUUCUGAACAGAGUGGUUGCCUAGAAGUCUGAUACCGUUGAC
Molecule: messenger RNA, 1215 nt
Organism: Sorex fumeus (smoky shrew)
Lineage: Eukaryota; Metazoa; Chordata; Mammalia; Eulipotyphla; Soricidae
Gene: RASL11A
Product: RAS like family 11 member A
Exons: 4
Coding region: 126-857 (243 amino acids)
Molecular function (GO): GTP binding; GTPase activity
Source: RefSeq, a predicted model, not a curated record